CGAAAGGACAAGCGGAGGAGCCGGGGAGCCCGGAGGCUGUGCCCGGAGCGCCCUGCGCUGCGUCUGUCGCGUUGGGGAGUGCCACCACCCCUGAAAUUCGGAUAAGGAAGGCGGGACAGCUGCCCGUGUGUUUUACUUCAGCCCGGGCUGGGAGGAAUUUUCUCUUUCACACUUUGCUGAUGUUCCGUCCUGCUACCCUGGGUUGACCAGCCUCGAUCACAGUGCUAGAGACCUGAAGCAAGGAUCCUGACCGAUGCAUACUCAGUACAGCCUGACUUCUUGAGGAGAACAAGCAUUUUUCUGGAAGCUUGUCCCCUCAAAGCAGCACACAGGACAAGCUCUGAUAGAAGGAGAUACAUGGGACACACAGACAAUUAAACACUGGAAGAGACACUGUGCUUCAAGUCCCAAGAUUAGUAAAGGAGGAAUUGGACAAAGGACCCUGAAGACCAUGGAGGGAGACUGUCUGAGCUGCAUGAAAUACUUGAUGUUUCUUUUCAAUUUCUUUAUAUUUCUGGGAGGAGCAUGCCUGCUGGGACUCGGAAUCUGGGUCAUUGUGGAUCCCACGGGUUUUCGAGAGAUAGUGGCUGCCAACCCCCUGCUCUUCACGGGAGCGUACAUCAUGCUGGCCAUGGGAGCAAUGCUCUUCCUGCUGGGCUUCCUUGGCUGCUGUGGUGCCAUCCGUGAGAACAAAUGCCUCCUGCUAUUUUUCUUCAUGUUUAUUUUGUUAAUCUUCCUGGCGGAGCUUUCAGCUGCAAUCCUGGCUUUUAUAUUCAGAGAAAAUCUGACCAGAGAGUUUUUCACCAAGGAGCUGAAGAAGCAUUACCAGAGGAACAACGACACGGACGUCUUCUCUUCCACCUGGAACUCUGUUAUGAUCACAUUUGCCUGCUGUGGAGUGAAUGGACCAGAAGAUUUUGAAGCUAUUCCUCACCUUCCACACUCCUCUUCAGAAAAUGCGAUACCGGAGGCUUGUUGCCAGCGAGAGCUCCAGAGCCGGGAAGGGAUGUUUGUCAACAAGGAAGAUUGUCUAAAAGGCAAUGAGAGGUUUCAGAACCGGCAGGGCUGCUACACCGUGAUCCUGAACUCCUUUGAGACGUACGUGUACCUGGCAGGAGCUCUUGCCAUCGGAGUGCUGGCUAUUGAGCUGUUUGCCAUGAUCUUUGCUAUGUGUCUCUUUCGAGGCAUCCAGUAAGAAGUGGCCCAUGAACCACCACGUUCCCCACGUGCUCAGAAGGAAGAAGGAAAACCCGAAGAAACAAAACCUGAAAACACCCAAAAAACUUUAUUUUUUUAACAAAACGGGACAGGGAGAAAAAAUAAAAAGAAAAAAAAGAGGGUUGUAAUAUAUGAAUGACCAAAAGGAUUGUACUUCAGGGGCUGGAACUUUGAGGUGAUGUGCACUACACUGUACACCGGACCCUUGCCCAGAGCCACCCGCAGCAGCCAUGGAGCAGGAGCCCAGCGCAGCCGAUUGCACUAGAGACGGAUGGAGCUGGUGGGGUGUGCAGCAGGAUGAGCACAGCUGCCUCUCACACCAGGCUGAGCCUACCAUUCGCCACUUUAUCGUGCUUUAGACAACAAAGGACUCAAGAACAGACAUUCAGGGGCUGCAUAAGGCACCAGGUUGGCCUUGACUCUCCUUGAGGUGGGUUUGAAACAAGCAGUAGUGGCUUGUCCAAGCAGGUGUAGUCAACGUUUGCGUGAUUCUGGCUUUAAUUUCCAACCACAGGAUGAAAAUGCUCAUUCUUCAGUGGCAGCUUUGCCCCUGUCGUGUGAAACUUGUCAGAGAUGUCAAGCACUUCAGUGAGGCUGGCUUUUCUCUGGGACUCCAAGCAGGGGCAGCGUGAUCUAACUUAGCAAUGGGACUCAGCUAAGGCUGGCUGAGGGUCAAGAGUUUGGUGCCUACCUUUCUGUUUUUACUAAGAUUUAUUGUUCAUUGUUGUGAAAGAGACCAAAUGGUUCCCUGCUGUGUUCCCAUCUCCUGGGAAAAAUAAUGACUCUGGUCAAGCAUCAUUGAUACUGCUGCCUUCCUGAGAAGGGAGGGAUAUAAUAUUUAAAUCUUGUCAGCCUUUGCCUUUCCUCUGAUGCUUGCAAAAAAAUGGUUUGUGGUGCUCUGCUAGCAUAAAUAUUUGCAGUGGUUCCUGCAUGCUUUUCCAGCCCUAAGGGGAAGUCCAGACACGGUGCUGGAUUGAAGAGGCUGAAGUUUGUCAACCACUCCCAUGCUGUUUUCCCGGACCAGUCUGGUGGAAUCAUUUCUGGUCAGGGAAUUUCCCCUGCGAUUCUCCUAUGGGCUCAUGAUGAAAGUAAUCAUCAAGUCAGAAUUGUUUUAGUUGAUAGUGUUUCCUCCCUUGGGACAGUUUGGUAUUUAACUAACAUGGUCAUCUGCUCAAUUAUUUGGAAGUGAACUUGAGAAAAAUGCCUGGGACUGGACCUUGGUCAGAGAUUACGCUGGAGAUACUGAGACCCCAGGCAGGAUCCAAGAACACCCUGUAUGCAGCCAAACUUCUGCAGCUGUUGCUCCUAUGGUUGUGGCUAUUGACUUGGACAGGUGACUGGUUUCUCUCAUCUGGAAUCAUCAAUCUCUGUUGCCUUAAUUUUUCAUCUGGUCACUUAUUCCCUGACCCCAAACUCAUUUUACUUGGGGAAUGACAGAAGGGACUGUGGUUUCUUGUUUAGAUCAGGUCUUUUUAUAGAUUUUAUAGGCUCAGAUUAUGGGAGCACUUUUAUAUAGGCUCAAGCCAGCUCCUCUAAAAGCUGUAAUCUCUGGCAAGGAAGGAGCAGAGCAUUAAACUUUGUGCCCAGGUUUUGCAGCAGCACCAUGUUCAUCCUCUGGCUCUUCCCUUAGACCCCUGGGGCUGCGUCCCUUGAGCUCUCCCAGUGACACUGCACAGGCUAAAAGGCAAGGAAGGGAAGCAGCAGAAAGCCUGGGCCACAACAGACAAAGAUCAUGACUAAGUAUCUAAGUUGGGGAAUCAGGAUACUAGGGAACAGGAAGGAAGCAUUAGAAGCUUUUCCAAGCUUCAUUUGAGAAAAACAAUUUAUUCAUUAGUGGGAGAGAGCUGGGCAGGUAGAGCUGCAGCCCCCCCAUGCUGCAGUCAGCAUUUUCCAGCUGAGCAGCAUCAGAUGUUGCAUUAAACCUUGUGGGAAGCUGUUCUGAACUAUUUCCCUCCGGAUCUCCUUGUAAUGAAGCAUUUUAGCAUUAAACUCUGGUGUGUUGCUUAAUAAAGAAAAACAGUUUUGUUAGCCAAAACCCAGCAGUAUUUGUACUGGACAGCAGGUGCUGCACUUCAAAAAAAUCUGUUCCAUCUACCAGUCUUGUAGGGAAUGGGCUGAGCAGAAAGCAAGCUUAUCUGUUCUCCUUCUGCUUCAAGAGCUGGUGUUAGUGACUGUUCUGGGAGAGCAAUUCCCAGGGAAGGAACAAAACUGUCAGCAGAGUUGGUAAUUUGGCUGGAGGUGAUCGAAAGAAGUAGAACUGCCUCCCCAGUCUCCAGUUUCUUCCUUUCCCCUCAGUUUAUUAUGCAGAGUUCUCAGGUCAGAGCCUGUCUGGCAAAUAUCCUCCUUUGUGCGUGGUGGGUGGCUGAAGGGGAAAAAAAGCCUUAAAGCCUUUUUCUGCCACCAGUGGUAUAGGGGAAAAAAACCUGUUAGAGCCAGGGGAACUGGACCAAAGCAGCCAGAGCACAAAGUACUAAGUAUAGGUGCCUGAAGUAUGAACUCUGCUGGCUUGUUGCUCUUUGGCUUUCCUAAUUCUGUACUCAUUGCUUUGUCUGUUUUUAGCUUUCUUGCUUUCCUUCUCUCCCUAAUGGUAGUCCCUAUAUCUUCAAAAGGAUCUCUUCUUCAUCUGUUAUUCUGGGCUAUGCACAGCUGUUUCACCUCUUCUACAUUUUCUGAUCCCCCACUGCUCUUUGCUGUGUGAAGAUUUCAAAUCUUCUCUGCAGGCUGGCUCAUGUGCCACUGGGAACACAGCUCAAAAGGCCAGGCAGCAAUUCCAAACAAGAACUGGAGAUAGCUGUAAAGAUAUGUGCAAGUCUGAGAGGAUCUGUAGCAGUUGGUAACAUGCAGAAGGAAUUUUCCUUGGGGGAAUUUAAUGAAAAAGCAAGCCCAGAAAGCAGACUCCUACUGUAUGGCAAAGCAUGUAAAGUUAUUGAUUUUGUCCCUUGGUUUCGUGGCUGCCCCCUCUGUGGUACAGUAGUUUUCAGAACUGUUGGCAGGAGAAGCAAUUGUAUUUUUGUAUUUGUUUAUAACAGCUCUGGUGAGUAUUUUGGGAUCAGGGGCUCAAGCUGAAGUCACUGCUGGCUGAAGAGCUCUGGGCAGGCCAGAGAGCAGAAGGAGCUUCCGUCUCCUUUGCUGUAGCACUGUGACCACGGCCCAAGCACCUUGUAGGGAGUAGUAGAGACCAGCCUGGGCAAGCCCCCAGCCCCUCUCAGCAUCCCUGCCUCCUGGUUGCUAUUUAACGCUCCAAUGACCAUCACAAAUGCCUGGGAAAAGGGCUGCGUGUGAAAUAAUGUUUGAAAUCUAUUUUAAAAAAAAUGUAGAUGUUCUUUUUAUUAGAUAGUGGAGCUAAUUUAUCCUGUAUUCCCUAAUGUAAUGCUUUUUUAUAUUGAAAUUUUUUUUUUUUUUGGUAAUAUAAAACAGAACACAAGCCUGAAGCACUCUCUGCACGGUUUUUGUGUGCAUUUCUUAAAAAAACCCAGAAAAUAAAAGAAAGAUAUUGUGACA
Molecule: messenger RNA, 4719 nt
Organism: Hirundo rustica (Barn swallow)
Lineage: Eukaryota; Metazoa; Chordata; Aves; Passeriformes; Hirundinidae
Gene: TSPAN18
Product: tetraspanin 18
Exons: 10
Coding region: 452-1195 (247 amino acids)
Cellular component (GO): membrane
Source: RefSeq, a predicted model, not a curated record